This is a messenger RNA of Helobdella robusta, 783 nucleotides long. RefSeq lists its product as hypothetical. The record is from RefSeq and is a predicted model, not a curated record. Lineage: Eukaryota; Metazoa; Annelida; Clitellata; Rhynchobdellida; Glossiphoniidae. The transcript is spliced from 6 exons. Bases 1 to 783 code for a protein of 260 amino acids.
AUGAAUCGAGAACAUAAAGAAUUUCACGAAAUCAGGAGAGUUAAAAUUCCUCGUUUUGGCGGCUUAUGCUUCCUGAGAGUUCUUGCUUACCUGCUGAUCACUGUCGCCAUGGCGUCAAUCGUUCUAGACGUUGUCGACAUUGCGGUAACUUCUCGAUACUGUUACUCCACUGUCCCCAGACCUCUCAUAUGCUUAAAUAACAUUGCUGACGACGUUUGGACCUGGAUCGCUUCCGGGAUUUGGGCAUCUAUCCCCUUGGCCGUUGCCGGAUCAUGGUCAGCUUAUUUGUUGGAAAGACCUGGAUUAAAUCCAUACGCGUGCGUGAUAUUCCUGGGCAUCUGCGCCUUCCUAUUCUGCCCGGUCAAAGCUGCCCUGAACAUCGUUGAGGCCGUCAAGUAUAAGGACAACACUAACUGGUCCGACAUUUCGUACCAAAAAAUUGUUAUUCCAAUCAUUUUGGCUGUGAUAGCUGCCUUGGAGUUUUUGCAUUGCCUCGCCAUCUUCAUUGACUUCGUCUGCUUCUCGUGGAACAGAGCGGAUACCGUGGAGUACAUAGAAGAGCGCCACGUCGAACCUCCCAAAGUUUUCCCAAUUGCCACAAACUUCCACCCGAGUCCAUACCAUGUCCCUAUGAACGUUCCUUACUACGGAGUGCCAACUACACAGACUCCCAAGUACGUCAUCAGCAGUUCCGCUCCUGUCCCCGCCAUGCCAAUUACCAAUGGACAGUACAAGUGGCAGUUUAACCAGAUGCCAUCCAAUAGCCCGUACAGAAUUUUUUAA